CCCGCGUCAGUCGCCGGCGGCGGUCCGGCGCCCGGCACUCCUCAUCUCUCAGACCCUACGGCAACGUGCAGCAUGUGCAAUACGGAGCAAGUACAAACCUUCAGUGUGGCAGGCGACGACGGUGGCGAACUGAACGAGAAGCUGGUCAUCGAACUCUAGUCAAGACGAGAACGAGUCUAGUCAAGAACAAGAUUCAAUAUCUAGUCAACAAGAAAUCCGCGAAAAGGUAAAAACUUGUAUAAAAACAGCAAAACAACAAAGCUAAAAAUAUUAGUUGAACUCACACAAUCCAUUCAAGAUGUGUGUCAUGUAAAUAUUGUGAAUAGCUGCAUAGAUGCGUUCAAUCUAGUCAUCGCCUGACGCAGUGAAAUCAAACUGCUGUUGUCACGAAACAGUUGAUCUCGUGAGACAUCUAGUCAAGACGUACUCUAGUCAAGAAACGUCGAUUGCACGUUAUCUAGUCAAGACUCCUUUCUAGUCAGAGAAGAAAGAGUUCUAGUCAACGAAGAUCUCUAGUCGAAGAAGGUUCCUAGUCAAGGCAGAUAUCUAGUCAGAGAGGAGCUCUAGUCAAUGAGUUCAUCUAGUCAAGAAAAUAUCUAGUCAAUAAAGAUCUCUAGUCAAAGCAGAUCUCAAGAGUACUGUCUAGUCAAGGAACAUCUAGCCAAGGAGCAUCUAGUCAAGAGAGAGAUACACGCCUGGCUCGUGGACACACCGGGUCAUCAGGCUCAGUUGGGUCAGGCGGUCACGUGUCGGCUCACAGACACCACCUCGCUGCGAGACUGGCUGGACAACAUGUCACGUGACCUGUUCACCCGACGUGACCCGACACCGUACAGCGACGGGGAGCGGAGCGACCUCAGCUCGGAGCCAGAGCUUGACCGGCCGCCGCUACCCUACCUGCCGUACCCUGCAGCGUACCCCACAGCGUACCACGCCGCGUACCAUGCGGCGUACUCGGCAGCGUACCAGGCGACGUACCCGGAGCCGUUCGGCGUGGCGGAGUACCCGGCUGAACAAGAGGAGCCGCUGAACCUGACCCUGCCGCGGCCCGAGUCGCCGCCGCCGGCGCCCGUCCGCUACAGCUACCUGGUCCGCCGCAGGGAUGAGCACGGCGCAGAGCACGUCACCUACCUGUCGCCGCAGCGGCCGCGCACGCCGCCCGCGCCACCGGCGGCCGUGGCGCGCGCGCACUCACUCUCCAAGUCAUGCCCGCCGGCCGGCGCCAGCACACCGGAGCGGGCGAGCGGCGCCGAGGGGGCCGGCGCAGCGCGGCGGCGCAAACACCGCGCCACGCGCCGGCUCACCUUCGAUGAGGAGAAGAGCUCGCCCAUCUCUGGCACGCUGAUCCGCGACCUAGCUGAGGGCGAGACGGUGAGCGGCGACAUCGACCCGGCGCUCAACACCGUCGAGGUCACCGAGCAAGCGAGAUCAGAGCUGGCCAAAAUCCCCAACCGGAUCGGCGAGUACGCCUGCACGCUGUGCCGCACCGUGUACGAGGACGCGUUCACGCUGGCGCAGCACCGGUGCCCGCGCAUCGUACACGUUGAGUACCGGUGUCCCGAGUGUGACAAGGUGUUCAACUGUCCGGCCAACCUGGCCUCGCACCGGCGCUGGCACCGGCCCCGGGCCGAGAGGACGGCCGAGCGGGCGGCGGCCGCCGCUCAGGAGGUCACCGAUGACUCCCAGCUUCGCUGCUACCUCUGCGGCAAGGCCUUCAAGCGCGCCGCCGCCCUCAAGAAGCACAUCGAGUCGCACGCGACGGAGCGGCUCGGCGCGGCGCUGCCUGGUGGACGUCUCGACUACCUGAGCCUGUAUGCUGACCAAAAGAUGUCGCUAGCGCUGCCUGGCGCUGGCCUUCUGACGGUGGCACCAGAGGAGUUCCGGGAUCGGUCACCAGUCCGCUAGAACCAGGUAGCUGCCGAUCCAGUCACCGUGUUGUUAGAUGUUUGACCUUCACAGGAGCUUACACGGGGUGGGGUAGAAGUGUCGCUCUCAUCUAAACGUUAUGUGCUUAUUUGCGGCUAGUAUACCAAAUAUACGUAACGAUAAGUUUCACUAAGUUGAGCUAGACCGGCUGUGUCUCCUGUGCAAUCUGAGAGAGCUACAUCAUGACCUAAGGGACGAUGGCGUAAAUAAGUGAUUUGACGCGAAUCACAUGCAGUUUCGAGUACGAUUUACCCAACAAUUACCACUUGUUUUUCAUAUAAUUGCGUUGUCUUUCGUAUGCUAGUCAUGCAUUUGUGCAGGUGUCAUAUUUUGAAUUACGUUUAGUGUAAUCAUAGGUGUGUUAUGUGUAGGCAUUGAACCACUAUUACAUACAUCGAGAAACAUUCUAAAUCACACUCAAAAGAUUACCAAAUUGCCGACCGAUCAUUUCGCGGAUGUCCAAACAUUUAUAUAUUUAUAUCUGGCUCUCUGCAUCAAAUUAUUCCAAUUAACGUUACCUGACUUGUUAAUAUUGAUGUGUACAUUUAAUGUGUAAAUAGUGCUUGUUCAGGGCACAUCUGUUGAUGUUAUGUAACCACCAGAGACCUGAAAACGGUCAGGUGAAAGACGAGUCCAAUCUAGUCAUUCGUAGUCGCGGACAAAGGACUGAAGACUCGCGAUGGGCCGACCACAUUCUGCCAUGAAUGCUGUCAAACCAAAGCCGCGGCUAAACUCAUCCUGGCCAGCGCUUGGAUUCAUCCGGUUUGGAUGUGUGGCGCCCAUUGCGGGUUCGUCCCGAUCUCAGUCUGCCUAGAUGUUUGCUGUGUGUCGAUCGCGUUUCAGUGUGGGCUAGUCAACGCUCUAGUCGUCCUGGAUGAGUCAUCUAGUCAUGGAACGAAUCUGUCAGUCAAAGUCUAGUCAUUGUACCACUCGGAGCCGUUAGGAAACCUAACUUAGCUCACUAUCAGGAAUUGCGUGUUAUAAAUGGACAAUCCUCGUAGCGAGUUGUGCGACCAAUUUGCGUCAACUGUAAACGGUCCGAUCUCGAGUAGUUUGCCAGCUGUCUUUCAGAUCUCAGAGCUUCAAAUAUUGCACAUCGUCUCACAUUGCCGAAGGGUCUGAGAAACCGAGGGAAGAUAACGGAGAUGACGCUCGGAGGGGCCAGAUUUGCCAGAAAAAAAUAACGACAGCAGCAUUGGCAGCCUUCGCUGUCCAAACGGACGCUAGUCACGCCAGCUUCAUGUUUGGUGUAUGUACAUAGGUAUUGUGUGGGUAGCGGUUGUGUUUAGCUGAUGUUACUGUGCUCUUUCUAGCGAGUUGUAAGUGUAGAGCAGGUCUGUCGUGUGCCGCUUUUGUACAUUGUUCCCAUCUCUUCCAUGCGUGUUUUGUAUGUUACAAUAAACGUAGCCAACUCGUGA
Molecule: messenger RNA, 3344 nt
Organism: Amphibalanus amphitrite
Lineage: Eukaryota; Metazoa; Arthropoda; Thecostraca; Balanomorpha; Balanidae
Product: insulinoma-associated protein 1-like
Exons: 1
Coding region: 793-1905 (370 amino acids)
Biological process (GO): negative regulation of transcription by RNA polymerase II; regulation of cell cycle process; neuron differentiation
Cellular component (GO): nucleus; transcription repressor complex
Molecular function (GO): RNA polymerase II cis-regulatory region sequence-specific DNA binding; DNA-binding transcription repressor activity, RNA polymerase II-specific
Source: RefSeq, a predicted model, not a curated record